Messenger RNA from Pelobates cultripes (western spadefoot toad), 579 nucleotides. The record is from the annotation of a GenBank genome assembly. NCBI's taxonomy places the organism in Eukaryota, Metazoa, Chordata, Amphibia, Anura, Pelobatidae.
AUGCAAAAAAAUGACCACCCGGGCUCAUCUUCCGAGGAGGACAUGUUUAAUGCCACAGACCUUAUUUCAGAGGCUGUACAGCCUGCAGCACACCCUCUGAUGGAGGAUCAGGGAGCUCAUGCCACGAAAGGGGACACAAUGGACCUCAUUUCCAACAUAUGCACCUUUUUCGCUGACCUGGCACUUGUACAGGAGGAAUUGACAGCUGUUACAGGCAGGGUCAAGGCGACCGAAGAUGAUGUCUCCUCCCUCUCCCAGAAACAAGUACGUGCUGUAGAACAGCUCCAAUGCUUCCAAAUAUUGCACUCAGCUGUGCAGACUUUGCUGGAUACAUUGGAUAACACGAAAAGCCUAAAAAUCAGGGGACUUACAGAAUCCAUUGCAGACAGAGAAAUACCACACUGGACCCGGGAGUCCAAGAAUAAUAUGGUGGACAACUACUAUCAGCUGCCCAAAUCACCCAGGGCACCAGCAGCAGCACCUUGCCAUGUCCUGCUUCCAGACAUUCCAAGACAAAUGGGUGUUCUUAGAUGGCAUUCAAAUCUAAAGUCCCCUUCCAAUUCGAGGAAAUGCAACUGA